UAAAAAGCUCAGAAUAUAUUUGAACUGAAGCAAAUGCUAAAUGACUAAAAUGGAAAUUCAGAUGUUAUUGAAUUCAAGCACAGGUGCAUAUACUUUAUACAUGUAAAUGAAUAGAGCUGAUGUCCAUUUGUUAACAGUUUGUCCAACUACUGUGGCUGAAAUGUAGGUGAUAGUGUUGGGUUUUAAUAUGUGGGUUAUUGUUGGUGACUUGCUAUGUACUGGCCAAAGAAAAGUGGGUAACAGGGCUGAGACAGUUAACACUUUGAAAACCCAUGGGCGGGGCAUUUGGGCACGGGGCUGGGGUUGGUGGGUAAGAAGGCUGAGGUAUGUACAGUGCCCUCUGGAGUUAUGGUAUGGAGUUUGAGAUGGCACUGCAAAAUGUCUCUGCAAAAAAUGUAAUUGUUGUUUAUUAUCUUGAUCUCAUAAUUUGAGAAAAAUCUAACCUUUAACUAGGGUAGAAUGUUUCAAGGAAAAAAUAUUAUUCUGAGCAAUGAAUAAAUGCUACUCUCUAAUGUUUUGCAGUCACUGGCACCCAAGCAUUUAGUACUUUGUCCACCAUGCUCUUGCCAAGAUAACAGCGUUUGGUGUAGAGUUUUUAUGACUACGCUUAUUGAUUUGCCUUGCUUAUGUGAGUAAUGGGGUCAAAGGACAAAUGUAGUCAAUGCUGGUGUUCGGAUGUACAGCUUACAAGGGUAAAGCCUGGAGGUGUAGCAGGACUGGAGGUGUAGCAGGACUGGAGGUGUAGCAGGACUGGAGGUGUAGCAGGACUGGAGGUGUAGCAGGACUGGAUGUGUAUGCGUCGUCACCAUGAUGGAUACCCUGUACGAGUGGUUUUGGUGGGAUCGCGUCUGGCUCCCUGUCAACCUGACCUGGGCGGACCUGGAGGAUCGUGAUGGCCGUGUCUAUGCCAAAGCUUCACACCUCUAUGUGACGUUCCCCUACGCCAUAGCCUUCCUGCUGGUCAGAUACCUCUUUGAAUGGCUGAUAGGCACGCCUCUAGCAGCCUCUGCAGGGAUCCAGGAGAAGGGCAGACAGAGAGUAGCACACAAUCCCAUCCUGGAACUCUACUACUUGUCACACUCCAGAACACCUGGCCAGGCAGAUAUAAACGGUCUAUCGAAGAAGAGUGGCUGGUCGGUUAGGCAAGUGGAGCGCUGGUUCAGAAAGAAAAGAAACCAGGAUCGCCCAAGCGUAGUGAAGAAGUUCAGAGAGGCCAGUUGGAGGUUUGUGUUCUAUCUGUUGGCGUUCAGUGGAGGACUUGUGGCCCUGCAUGAUAAAGAAUGGUUUUAUGAUAUGCGUGAGGUGUGGAAUGGGUUUCCAAAACAGUCUAUGCUGGAGUCUCAGUAUUGGUACUACAUUCUGGAGAUGAGCUUCUAUGGUUCCCUUCUCUUCAGCGUCACAUUCGAUGUCAAGAGGAAGGACUUUAAAGAACAGAUUAUCCACCAUUUGGCCACCCUGAUACUGUUGUCCUUCUCUUGGUGUGUCAACUACAUUCGCAUAGGAACCCUAGUGAUGCUCGUUCAUGAUGCCUCCGAUGUCUUACUAGAGUCUGCCAAGUUGUUUAACUACGCCAAAUGGACGAAAACCUGCAACAGCCUCUUUGUUGUUUUUGCAAUUGUGUUCCUGGUAACCCGACUGAUCAUCUUCCCAUUUUGGCUGAUCCACUGUACCUGGGUCUACCCCACGCUGCAGUACCCCCCGUUCUUUGGCUACUAUUUCUUCAACAUGAUGCUAGUUGUCCUGCAGUUCCUGCACAUUUUCUGGGCCUACCUCAUACUUCGCAUGGUCAAGAAGUUCCUCUUCGGCAACAUGACCAGAGAUGAAAGAAGUGAUGGUGAGGAGGAGGAGGAUGACGAUGAAGGAAGUAGUCUGAGUGAGGAAGAAAAAGAGGACAGUGGGCAUUGUUUCACCAACGGGUCGGGUGUGCGCACCAAGGAGGCCAACAACGGUUGCUUCACACACCUGUCUUUCUCAGCGAACGUCUGCCAAACAAAGACCGUCUACUAACACAGCUCAGGUUGUAAUUUGUGGAGCGCCUGAGGCAGGGAGUGGCGGGAUCGCGGUCAGAGGGGCAGGAUCGCGGUCAGAGGGGCAGGAUCACGGUCAGAGGGAACGGAAUCAAAGGGAAAAGAAGAUCAACACAAAUCAGUUUCCAUUCCGUGCGGACAAAGAAAACAACAAUCAAACAAACAUCCUGAUUUAUGACUUUUGCAUUUGGAGAGUAGCCUGGUUUUCUUAAUGGCUUGGCUUUCACACAACCGCACACAAAAAACCACACACACACACACAUACACACACACA
This is a messenger RNA of Esox lucius (northern pike), 2301 nucleotides long. RefSeq names its product ceramide synthase 3a (gene cers3a). Gene Ontology annotation, molecular function: sphingosine N-acyltransferase activity; DNA binding. The coding region runs from base 808 to 2007 and encodes 399 amino acids. The record is from RefSeq and is a predicted model, not a curated record. Lineage: Eukaryota; Metazoa; Chordata; Actinopteri; Esociformes; Esocidae. Gene Ontology annotation, biological process: ceramide biosynthetic process. The transcript has 12 exons. Gene Ontology annotation, cellular component: membrane.